Molecule: messenger RNA, 792 nt
Organism: Striga hermonthica
Lineage: Eukaryota; Viridiplantae; Streptophyta; Magnoliopsida; Lamiales; Orobanchaceae
Source: the annotation of a GenBank genome assembly
AUGGCGGCCUCACUUAUUCGUCUCCAUUUUCACGAUUGCUUUGUCCAGGGUUGCGAUGCGUCGAUCUUGCUAGACGAGACGCCUUCUAUCCAGAGUGAGAAGACUGCUUUCCCUAAUGUCAAUUCUGUAAGAGGCUACGAUGUGAUUGAGGCCGCCAAACGUGAGGUCGAGCGAGUUUGUCCAGGAGUUGUUUCGUGCGCAGAUAUAUUAACGCUAGCAGCUCGUGAUGCAUCAGCUUACGUUGGUGGCCCAUCAUGGAAUGUGAGACUAGGAAGAAGGGACUCAACCACUGCAAACCGUGACCAAGCGAACACAGAUCUUCCGAGUCCCUUUGCCACUCUCAAUGACCUCAUUUCCGCUUUCGACGCCAAAGGACUUAACACAAGAGACAUGGUUGCCCUUUCCGGAGCACAUACAAUAGGACAAGCACAAUGCUUUUUAUUUAGGGCAAGAAUUAAUAGCAAUGGAACUGACAUUGAUGCCGGAUUUGCAAGCACACGAAGGCGUCGGUGCCCUCAAACGGGCGGGGAUUCGAAUUUGGCGCCGCUUGAUCUUGUGACGCCAAAUUCGUUCGAUAACAACUAUUUCAAGAAUUUGGUGCAAAGAAAAGGUCUCCUUCAGUCGGACCAAGUCCUUUUCAACGGAGGAUCAACGGACACAAUCGUAUCACAGUACAGUAACAACCCUAGACUUUUCGCCUCAGAUUUCGCAAGUGCUAUGAUCAAGAUGGGUGAGAUUCCCGCAGGACAGCCUAAUGGAAUUAUAAGGAGGGUCUGUAGUGCCAUUAACUAG